UGAGAGAUUUGGAAUCGCAGCGCCACCGCCGAGUCUGAACCAACAUACCCUGCUAGAAUGGAGCUGAGAAUAAUUUGAGAUACAGUGUAACCAGCCCAAACUCGAACAUUGUUACAAUCUCAAGAAUUGCGCGCAGGGAAUAGAACACAGCAAUGCGAAUCUUGCGUUGAAGAGGAGAGACUGGGGCGAGAAAAAGGGAGAAAGAUGGGCGCCGUGCUACGGAGUCUGUUGUUGUGUAGUUUUUGUUUGCUAAUACGAGGAGUGCCCCUCCUGCUGUAUGCAAACCGGCGGGACCUGCGGCUGGUGGACGCGGCGCACGGGAAGGCCAACGCCACGGUGGUGGUCGGAGGACUGGAGGACGCUGCAGCCGUGGACUACGUUUACGCUCACGGGCUCAUCUACUGGAGCGACGUGAGCGAGGAAGCCAUCAAGCGCACCGUUUUUAACCAAUUAGGGGCCAGCGGGGUCCAAACCAUUGUUGUGUCAGGACUGGCUUCUCCGGACGGACUGGCUUGCGACUGGCUGGGCAGCAAACUUUACUGGACCGACUCGGAAACCAAUCUGAUCGAGGUCGCCGAACUCGAUGGAUCGUUGAGAAAAGUUCUGUUCUGGCAAGAGCUAGAUCAGCCAAGGGCUAUCGCCUUGGAUCCAGGAAGAGGGUACAUGUAUUGGACGGACUGGGGGGAGAUCCCCAAGAUUGAGCGCGCGGGGAUGGACGGCACAAACCGAGCGAUGAUCAUUGACGAGAAUAUCCACUGGCCCAACGGCCUCACGCUGGACUACAGCCAGCAGAAGCUGUACUGGGCCGACGCCAAAAACAACUUCAUCCACCGGUCCAGCCUGGACGGUACCAACAGGGAAGUUGUGGUGAAAGGUGACCUCCCCCACCCGUUUGCCUUGACCCUUUACGAGGACACCCUGUUUUGGACGGACUGGAACACACACUCCAUCCACUCCUGCCAGAAGGACACAGGCGAGGAUCGCCGCAAGGUCCACUCGGACAUCUUCUCCCCCAUGGACAUCCACGUCUUCAGCCAGAAGAGACAGCCCACCUCCGUCAACGUCCCCUGCUCGCUGAAGAACGCCGGCUGUUCCCACCUGUGCCUGCUGUCCCCCGUCAAGCCGUACCACCAGUGCGCCUGCCCCACCGGCGUCCAGCUCCUGGAGGACAACAAGACCUGCCUCGACGGUCCUACCCAGAUCCUUCUCCUGGCCCGUCGCACAGACCUUCGCCGAAUCUCCCUGGACACGCCAGACUUCACCGACAUCAUCCUGCAGUCGGACGACAUCCGCCACGCCAUCGCCAUCGACUACGACCCAGUGGACGGCCACGUGUACUGGACGGACGACGACGUGCACGCCAUCCGGCGCUCCAACCUGGACGGCAGCGAGCCCCAGUUCGUGGUCACCUCCCAGGUCAACCACCCGGACGGGAUCGCCGUGGACUGGAUAGCCCGCAACCUGUACUGGACCGACACGGGCUCGGACCGCAUAGAGGUGACGAGGCUCAACGGGACCAUGCGCAAGAUCCUGAUUUCGGAAGACCUGGACGAGCCCAGGGCCAUCGUCCUGGACCCGACGGCAGGGUACAUGUACUGGACGGACUGGGGCGAGGUGCCCAAGAUCGAGCGUGCCGACCUGGACGGGACGGAGCGCGUGGUCAUGGUGAACACGUCCCUGGGCUGGCCCAACGGCCUGGCGCUGGACUACGACGAGAGGAAGAUCUACUGGGGCGACGCCAAGACCGACAAGAUCGAGGUGAUGAGCAUGGACGGGACGGGCCGCAGGGUCCUGGUGGACGACAAGCUGCCCCACAUCUUCGGCUUCACCCUCCUGGGAGACUUCAUCUACUGGACCGACUGGCAGCGGAGGAGCAUCGAGCGCGUGCACAAGCGCACGGCCGAGCGCGAGAUCAUCAUCGACCAGCUGCCCGACCUCAUGGGCCUCAAGGCCACCUACGUUCACCAGACCUUCGGUACCAACCCCUGUGCCGACAACAACGGCGGCUGCAGCCACCUGUGCCUGUACAAGCCGACGGGGGUCCAGUGCGCCUGCCCCAUCGGCCUGGAGCUCAUCGCCGACAUGACCACCUGCAUCGUGCCCGAGGCCUUCCUGCUGUUCUCCCGCCACACGGACAUCCGUCGCAUCUCCCUGGAGACCAACAACAACAACGUGGCCAUCCCGCUCACGGGCGUGAAGGAGGCGUCGGCGCUCGACUUCGACGUCACCGACAACCGCAUCUACUGGACGGACAUCACGCUCAAGACCAUCAGCCGGGCGUUCAUGAACGGCAGUGCCCUGGAGCACGUUGUGGAGUUCGGCCUGGACUACCCCGAGGGCAUGGCCGUGGACUGGCUGGGCAAGAACCUGUACUGGGCCGACACCGGCACCAACCGCAUCGAGGUGGCCAAGCUGGAUGGCCAGCACCGGCAGGUCCUGGUGUGGAAGGACCUGGACAGCCCCAGAGCCCUGGCUCUCGACCCUGCUGAGGGAUUCAUGUACUGGACCGAGUGGGGGGGCAAGCCCAAGAUCGACCGGGCCGCCAUGGACGGGACGGGCCGCAUCACCUUGGUGCCGGACGUGGGCCGCGCCAACGGGCUCACCAUCGACUACGCCGAGCGGCGCCUUUACUGGACAGAUCUGGACACCACGCUCAUCGAGUCCUCCAACAUGCUAGGCCUGGAGCGCGAGGUGAUAGCCGAGGACCUGCCCCACCCCUUUGGGCUGACCCAGUACCAGGACUACAUCUACUGGACGGACUGGAGCGAGCGCAGCAUCGAGCGGGCCAACAAGACCAGCGGGCAGAACCGCACCAUCAUCCAGGGCCACCUGGACUACGUCAUGGACAUCCUGGUGUUCCACUCGUCCCGGCAGGGGGGCUGGAACGCCUGCGCCUCCACCAACGGCCACUGCUCCCACCUGUGCCUGGCCGUGCCAAUCAGCAGCUUCGUGUGCGGCUGCCCCGCCCACUUCUCCCUCAACGACGACAACAAGACGUGCAGCGCCCCGACCUCCUUCCUGCUGUUCAGCCAGAAGACGGCCAUCAACCGGAUGGUGAUGGACGAACAGCAGAGCCCCGACAUCAUCCUGCCCAUCCACAGCCUGAGGAACGUGCGCGCCAUCGACUACGACCCGCUGGACAAGCAGCUGUACUGGAUCGACUCCAAGCAGAACGCCAUCCGCCGGGCGCAGGAGGACGGCAACCAGAGCAUGACGGUGGUGUCCAGCCCUGUGGGCGGGCCGGGCCACAGCCUGGGCCUGCAGCCCUUCGACCUGAGCAUCGACAUCUACAGCCGCUUCAUCUACUGGACCAGUGAGAUCACCAACGUCAUCAACGUGACGCGCACCGACGGCAGCCGCGUGGGCGUGGUGCUGCGCGGCGAGAACGACAAGCCCCGGGCCAUCGUGGUGAACCCGGAGCGAGGGUACAUGUACUUCACCAAUCUGCUGGAGCGCUCUCCCAAGAUCGAGCGCGCGGCGCUGGACGGGACGGAGCGCGAGGUGCUGUUCUUCACGGGCCUGGGCAAGCCCGUGGCGCUGGCCAUAGACAACGCCAUGGGCAAGCUGUUCUGGGUGGACUCGGACCUGCGGCGCAUCGAGAGCAGCGACCUAUCAGGAGCCAAUCGGAUCGUGAUCGAGGACUCCAACAUCCUGCAGCCGGUGGGGCUGACGGUGUUCGGCGACCACCUGUACUGGAUCGACAAGCAGCAGCAGAUGAUCGAGCGCAUCGACAAGACCACCCGGGAGGGCCGCACCAAGAUCCAGGCGCGCAUCGCCUCGCUCAGCGACAUCCACGCCGUCCACGAGCUGGACAUGAGGGAAUACAGUAAACACCCCUGUACGUGGGACAACGGUGGCUGCUCCCACAUCUGCAUCGUGAAGGGGGACGGGACCACGCGCUGCUCCUGUCCUGUCCACCUGGUGCUGCUGCAGGACGAGCUCUCCUGUGGAGAGCCGCCCACCUGUUCCCCGGAGCAGUUCUCGUGCACGUCGGGCGAGGUGGACUGCAUCCCCCAGGCGUGGCGCUGCGACGGCUACCCCGAGUGUGACGACAGCAGCGACGAGGGCGACUGCCCCGUGUGCCUCGACACCGAGUUCCAGUGCGACAGCAAACAGUGCGUGGACCUGACCCUGCGCUGCAACGGCGAGUUCAACUGCCAGGACCGCUCCGACGAGAACAAGUGCGAAGUUCGCUGUCCUCCCGACCAGUUCAGCUGCUCCAACGGCCAGUGCAUCGGGAAGCACAAGAAGUGCGACCACAACAUGGACUGCACGGACAACUCGGACGAGAUCGGCUGCUACCCCACCGAGGAGCCUCCGUCCCCGCCCACCAACACCAUCGGCUCCAUCGUGGGCGUGGUCAUGGCGCUGUUCGUGGUGGGCGCCAUGUAUUUCGUGUGCCAGCGCGUGCUGUGUCCGCAGAUGAAGGACGACGGCGAGACGGUCACCAACGACUUUGUGGUGCACGGGCCCUCGUCGGUGCCUCUGGGAUACGUGCCGCACCCCAGCUCGCUGUCCGGCUCCCUUCCAGGCAUGUCCCGAGGGAAGUCUGUGAUUGGCUCCCUCAGCAUCAUGGGCGGGAGCAGCGGCCCUCCGUACGACCGCGCCCACGUCACGGGCGCCUCGUCCAGCAGCUCCUCCAGUACCAAGGGCACUUACUUCCCCCCGAUCCUGAACCCGCCGCCAUCUCCCGCCACCGUCCGUUCUCAGUACACCAUGGAGUUCAGCUACUCCUCCAACAGCCCCUCCACGCACCGCUCCUACAGUUACAGAACUUAUACCUACCGCCACUUCGCACCUCCCACUACCCCCUGCAGCACGGACGUGUGCGACAGCGACUACACGCCGGGGCGCCGCGCCCCACCCACCUCCAACUCGGCGACCAUCGCCAAGGGCUACACCAGCGACCUCAACUACGACUCGGAGCCCUUCCCCCCGCCCCCGACCCCGCGCAGCCAGUACCUGUCCGCCGAGGAGAACUGCGAAAGCUGCCCGCCGUCGCCCUACACGGAACGCAGCUACUCCCACCACCUCUACCCCCCGCCCCCCUCACCCUGCACGGACUCCUCUUGAGCCUAGCACCCCUGCGUUGGACCCUCCCUCUCCCACAAGGCUCUCGGCCCUUCACACCCUGUCGCCCCCCCACACCCCACCUCACUGUAAAUACCAAUUGUGCAUAUAAUGAGUCCGAAAAAUGGGAAAGGGAGAC
Messenger RNA from Osmerus eperlanus (European smelt), 5209 nucleotides. It is a transcript of the gene lrp6, whose product is annotated as low density lipoprotein receptor-related protein 6. The coding region runs from base 205 to 5073 and encodes 1622 amino acids. NCBI's taxonomy places the organism in Eukaryota, Metazoa, Chordata, Actinopteri, Osmeriformes, Osmeridae. The transcript has 23 exons. The record is from RefSeq and is a predicted model, not a curated record. Gene Ontology annotation, biological process: Wnt signaling pathway involved in somitogenesis; chemical synaptic transmission; canonical Wnt signaling pathway. Gene Ontology annotation, molecular function: Wnt-protein binding; Wnt receptor activity.